This is a messenger RNA of Symphalangus syndactylus (siamang), 4308 nucleotides long. It is a transcript of the gene ABCB10, whose product is annotated as ATP binding cassette subfamily B member 10. NCBI's taxonomy places the organism in Eukaryota, Metazoa, Chordata, Mammalia, Primates, Hylobatidae. Gene Ontology annotation, molecular function: ATP binding; ATP hydrolysis activity; ABC-type oligopeptide transporter activity. Gene Ontology annotation, biological process: oligopeptide export from mitochondrion. Gene Ontology annotation, cellular component: mitochondrial inner membrane. The record is from RefSeq and is a predicted model, not a curated record.
AUUAGACGGGUGACAGCCAGCGGGGAGGGGCGGGCGCCACCGCGUCCACGCCCUUUGCUCGGGGCCGGGCCGGGAGGGUCCUCUGGCUUUGCGCGCGCCUGGCAGGCGGCCUGAGGCGUACGGGUCGCACGCAGCGCCAUGCGCGGCCCCCCUGGCUGGCCGUUGCGGCUGCUCGCGCCAUCGAGCCCUGCCGAGCCAGGUCGGCUCCUACCGGUAGCCUGCGUGUGGGCCGCGGCCAGCCGCGUCCCCGGGUCCCUAUCGCCGUUCACUGGCCUGAGGCCGGCGCGCCUAUGGGGCGCGGGGCCCGCGCUGCUCUGGGGCGGUGGUGCCGCGCGCCGCUGGAGGAGCGGCUGCCGGGGCGGGGGUCCGGGCGCCUCGGGGGGCGGCCUGGGCCUCGCGCGGCUCCUGGGGCUGUGGGCUCGGGGCCCCGGCAGCUGCAGGUGCGGGGCUUUUGCCGGGCCAGGCGCUCCUCGGCUCCCGCGCGCCCGGUUCCCGGGCGGUCCCGCAGCCGCUGCCUGGGCCGGGGACGAGGCCUGGCGGCGCGGGCCGGCAGCGCCUCCCGGGGACAAGGGGCGGCUGCGCCCGGCAGCGGCCGGACUCCUGGAGGCCCGGAAGCUGCUGGGGCUGGCGUACCCUGAGCGCCGGAGGCUGGCAGCUGCAGUUGGAUUUCUCACGAUGUCCAGUGUUAUCUCCAUGUCUGCCCCUUUCUUCCUGGGGAAGAUCAUCGAUGUCCUCUAUACCAACCCCACUGUGGACUACAGCGACAACCUGACCCGCCUCUGCCUUGGACUCAGUGCCGUGUUUCUGUGUGGUGCUGCCGCCAAUGCCAUUCGUGUCUACCUCAUGCAAACUUCAGGUCAGCGCAUUGUGAAUAGGCUGAGAACUUCAUUAUUCUCCUCCAUUCUGAGGCAGGAGGUUGCUUUCUUUGACAAGACUCGCACAGGAGAAUUGAUUAACCGCCUCUCAUCAGACACUGCACUCCUGGGGCGCUCAGUGACUGAAAACCUCUCAGAUGGGCUCAGGGCCGGGGCCCAGGCUUCUGUAGGCAUCAGUAUGAUGUUUUUUGUCUCACCUAAUCUGGCCACCUUUGUUUUGAGCGUGGUGCCUCCAGUGUCAAUCAUUGCUGUAAUUUAUGGGCGGUAUCUACGGAAACUGACCAAAGUCACCCAGGAUUCCCUGGCACAAGCCACUCAGAAGCUCUUGAAAUAUGACCCUUCUCCUCCUGAAAUGUAUUUAUUAUUCUGCCAGCUAGCUGAGGAACGUAUUGGAAAUGUAAGAACUGUUCGAGCUUUUGGGAAAGAAAUGACUGAAAUAGAGAAAUAUGCCAGCAAAGUGGACCAUGUAAUGCAGUUAGCAAGGAAAGAGGCAUUCGCUCGGGCUGGCUUCUUUGGAGCAACUGGGCUCUCCGGAAACCUGAUCGUGCUUUCUGUCCUGUACAAAGGAGGGCUGCUGAUGGGCAGUGCCCACAUGACCGUGGGUGAACUCUCUUCCUUCCUAAUGUAUGCUUUCUGGGUUGGAAUAAGCAUUGGAGGUCUGAGCUCUUUCUACUCGGAGCUGAUGAAAGGACUGGGUGCAGGGGGGCGCCUCUGGGAGCUCCUGGAGAGAGAGCCCAAGCUGCCUUUUAACGAGGGGGUCAUCUUAAAUGAGAAAAGCUUCCAGGGUACUUUGGAGUUUAAGAACGUGCAUUUUGCCUAUCCGGCUCGCCCAGAGGUGCCCAUAUUUCAGGAUUUCAGCCUUUCCAUUCCGUCAGGAUCUGUCACGGCACUGGUUGGCCCAAGUGGUUCUGGCAAAUCAACAGUGCUUUCGCUCCUUCUGAGGCUGUACGACCCUGCUUCUGGAACUAUUAGCCUUGAUGGCCAUGACAUCCGUCAGCUAAACCCAGUGUGGCUGAGAUCCAAGAUUGGGACAGUGAGUCAGGAACCCAUUUUGUUUUCUUGCUCUAUUGCUGAGAACAUUGCUUAUGGUGCUGAUGACCCUUCCUCUGUGACCACUGAGGAAAUCCAGAGAGUGGCUGAAGUGGCCAAUGCAGUGGCCUUCAUCCAGAAUUUCCCCCAAGGGUUCAACACUGUGGUUGGAGAAAAGGGUGUUCUCCUCUCAGGUGGGCAGAAACAGCGGAUUGCGAUUGCCCGUGCUCUGCUAAAGAAUCCCAAAAUUCUUCUCCUAGAUGAAGCAACCAGUGCGCUGGAUGCCGAAAAUGAGUACCUUGUUCAAGAAGCUCUAGAUCGACUGUUGGAUGGAAGAACGGUGUUAGUUAUUGCCCAUCGUCUGUCCACCAUUAAGAAUGCUAAUAUGGUUGCUGUUCUUGACCAAGGAAAAAUUACUGAAUAUGGAAAACAUGAAGAGCUGCUGUCAAAACCAAAUGGGAUAUACAGAAAACUAAUGAACAAACAAAGUUUUAUUUCAGCAUAAGGAAGCAAUUACUGGUAAACAAUAUGAGACUUUAAUGCAAAACAGUGUUGCAGAAAAAAAAAAACUCAGAGACUAUGAAAUACGUAAACCAUAUAUCAAGUUAUUUGAAAAAUACCUAUAUUUUUCCAAAGUGUGUAAAAGAUUGUUUUGAAAUGUACCUGUUCUCAAGAUCUUUUUAUUCAGAGUUUUAAUAAUUGUAACUUUUUAAAUGUCUAUAGCACUGAAGUUAUUUUCAGGUUUUGUAUUUUCUUUUAUUGUGGAAUAUUUUAAUUAAUAUAGCAUGGCACCUCAUUUUCUUUUGCCUGCUGUUAAAGAUUGAAGCUAUUGUCAAAUGACAACUUUAAAAAGGCAAUUAUAGAUAAAAAGCCUGAUUAUUUUAGGCCAGUUUACCAAUCACUGUGUAAUUCUUCUGGUAGUAUUCUACCUACUUUUAAGUCUAAUUUUACAGAUAGAAUAAUGGAAAUUGAAAAUUUAACCCUUUAUUCCAAUAAUCUCAUGAAGCAAACCUAACUAUUUAACAUCAGCUGGAAAGAAGCGAACAUUUAUAUUGCCCGUCUCCUGUGUCUUCAAAGGUGUGAGAGCUGAGGAAUAUGUGUUCCUGUGGGAACUAUGUUUGAAUAUGUGCAGUUUUCAACAUUUUGGCACAUGAAAGCCUGACAAGUUUUUAAAAGGGCAGAAGCUUUAUUUUUUGAACAGGAAAACGUGUUUUUUAAAUUCACGUGUUUGUAUGAGUACUUUUGUGAAGCAAGGCAUGAACUGCUAGGUAUUAUUAAGAAUGAAUGAUUGGCCGGGCGCGGUGGCUCACGCUUGUAAUCCCAGCACUUUGGGAGGCCGAGGCGGGCGGAUCACGAGGUCAGGAGAUCGAGACCACAGUGAAACCCCGUCUCCACUAAAAAAAUACAAAAAAUUAGCCGGGCGUGGUGGCGGGCGCCUGUAGUCCCAGCUACUCGGAGAGGCUGAGGCAGGAGAAUGGCGUGAACCCGGGAGGCGGAGCUUGCAGUGAGCCGAGAUUGCGCCACUGCACUCCAGCCUGGGCGACAGAGCAAGACUCCGUCUCAAAAAAAAAAAAAAAAAAAGAAUGAAUGAUUUUUGUAUUUAAGUUGUUUGAAGGCAUGUAUUUUGAAAAAUAUCUGUUACAAAUUUAUAAUUUCAAGACAAAUUGAAUCUUAUUUUAUAAUACUUUUGGAAUUUCAUUAAUCAGGCUAAAAUUUGAGGAAUAUAACUAAUUUUCAGCCUUAAGACAUUUAAGUUUGGAAGUCCUUGCUAUUCAGCAGAAUAACAAGAAACCUUCAGAAUGUAUCACUCUCCCGAAAAGAAGAUAUCAAUAUUAUUUAUGGUUAUAGUUUUAUAUAUAGUCUCAAAAUUCCUAAAGCAAUGCUACAACCAUUAAAUUUGCCAUAUUUUGUAUCAGUGCUGUUAAUUUGCUGUUGCCUCAAGAAAAAGUGCUUUUUCUCCAUUGAUGAGGCUAGACCCUAAGAAGUAAUUAAGUCAAUGUAAAUCAAAUGGAAGUUUUCCCAUGAAUUAAGCAUUUAUUAGUUGCCUGAUUAGACUGGAAGAAGAAACCACUAUUUCAUGAAAAGCAUAGAAUAUUAUAUUUUAUUCUUCAUAAUUAAUGAAUAAAAUUGAUAUGAAUGAAUGUGGUGUUCUUUGAAUUAGUAAACAGUACAUCUGUGACAAUCAUUUUUAACAAGCUCUACUUGUGUUCUUUAUAAAGUGUGGUUUUCAGAAAGCAAACAAAACACAAUUACAAGGUUGAAUCUGAGGAAAAUAAUCCUUGUGCCAUAGAAUUAUUUACAAAAUUGCAUUUCAUUGUUAUGUUUUAUUUUCUGAUACACGAUGUUCAAUUUUAUCUUUAGGUAAUAUUUUAUAUCAUAGAUUAAAAUUUAUAGUGAACUUUAA